This is a messenger RNA of Stegodyphus dumicola, 2668 nucleotides long. RefSeq names its product mitochondrial sodium/calcium exchanger protein-like. Gene Ontology annotation, biological process: transmembrane transport; intracellular calcium ion homeostasis; monoatomic cation transport. Gene Ontology annotation, molecular function: calcium:sodium antiporter activity. Gene Ontology annotation, cellular component: membrane. NCBI's taxonomy places the organism in Eukaryota, Metazoa, Arthropoda, Arachnida, Araneae, Eresidae. The record is from RefSeq and is a predicted model, not a curated record.
UCCUCAUGUGAUGUAUUCAACGAACGCGUGUUGGGCCACUCCUACAAAGAACAAGCACUUAGUCCGUAGGUACCGAAGACGGUUAGAGCAAAGCAAUAAGAGGAAAUCUUUUAGUAGUAAAAGUAAAAUUUUAAUCCGAAGAUACAGAAGACGGUCUUAUAUCACUAAAAUAUCUUCUUUGGACAGAAGAACUGAUAGGUUUUUGAAAACUUUUGACACUGAACAUUUCCGCUGAAGGGAUGGCUGACUCAUGGAUGAUUGCUGACAAUUUCAUUUGGAACAAUGAUUUUGGCUUUGUCGAUAAUUGUUCAAGUGAUGGAGGGUGGUUGACAAACAAAAGCUCAUAUUUCAACGUUACAGAGUGUCGAGAAGUGAAUGAAGUGGAAAUGCAAUGUCGCUGCGACUUCGUACAAUAUGAAAAGGAAUGUCAUUCUGGAAUGGGUUAUAUACAUUAUACUAAACAUAUGUACUGCCUUUAUGGACCAGAAGGGGUAGCAAGUGUUGUCGCCAUGAGCGUUGCGUGGCUUUUAGUCCUCUUUGCCGGGUUAGGAGUGACAGCUAAUGACUUCUUGUGCCCAUCCUUGUUCAUCAUAUCAAAGACGCUCAAGAUGUCUCAAAAUGUGGCCGGCGUUACGCUGCUAGCAUUCGGGAACGGUUCUCCCGAUAUAUUUUCUGCUAUUGCUGGUAUCAACCAAGGAAAAACGGAGAUGGUGAUUGGUGGUCUCAUAGGUGGUGGAAUAUUUGUCACGACAGUCGUUGCUGGAUCUAUAUUUCUGACGCAGAAUUUUGGAAUGAUGAAGCGGCCAUUCUUGCGAGACGUUUUUUUCUACAUGGUUGCAGCGGGUGCAGCAUUUUAUUUGUUCUUCUCUAGACACAUAUACAUUUAUCAUGCUGUUGGCUUUGUCAUACUCUAUAUCGUAUACAUCAUCGUGGUUGUAACGAGUAGGUUUAUACAUCAGAAACACCUUCAAUAUUCUGAUAAAGCUGCGGAAGCCGCAAAUGUUGAGAAGGGAAUGAAAAUCAAAGGCUCAAAGGCAGCUGAUUAUGAUAACCCAGAAGCCUACGGUGUUGUUCUUACUGCCUUUUUCAAGUACUGUUGGGAAGAGGAUAGGCGAAGAAACACUCUAAACCAUUAUUGCUACGACAAUGAAGUUUUUGCUAUCUCCUUGCAAAAUAUUCCUGAAGAACUGCCACCAAGCUAUGAAGAGACAGAAGUGAAGAAUUACAUAGCAAACGGAACAUGUUCUCCUGGAUGUGAUUAUUUCAAAGCAGAAAAAUGCGAAAAGGUUCCGCUUCCAGAACCAGUUAACCAGUGGCGCGACUUUGCUGAAAAGGUUUGCCCUGUAAAUCUGCAGGAAUGGUCGAAGCAGUCAUGGAUGGAGAGAAGCCUUGAUAUCUUUAAAAGUCCUGUAUUAUUUGUUCUUUUGAUAACAACACCUGUUGUCGAUUACAAGAGCCCAAGGGAUAACUGGUGUCGAGUUCUCAACUGUCUUCAUAUUGUUACUGGACCAGUUUUUAUAAUCAUGGGAACUGGAUUUGGCUUUACGAUGAUUGGAGGAGUAAUGCCUCUAUUAGCCAUUGUCGUCAUAAUCUCCUCGGUGAUUGCGGGUACAAUUUACUACAUAACAACGCCUGAUAUAGUGCCUCGAUUCCAUACAGUCUUUGCAUACAUGGGAUUUGGCGUUGCUGUUGUUUGGAUCUAUUGUAUUGCAAAUGAAAUCGUAGUGUUGCUUCAGGCUGUCGGCGUGGCUUUUAAUCUUAGUGACUCUAUCCUGGGGCUUACCAUACUGGCGUGGGGGAAUUGCUUACUUGAUUUCUUGUCUAACCUUGCAGUCGCCAGGAAAGGUUUUCCAAGAAUGGGCAUCGCAGCUUGCUUUGGAGCACCGUUUUUAACUUUGCUGCUUGGAGUUGGAGUUCCAUGUAUUAUUAAACUAAUAGAUGACGAUGGGGGAAACGGAAUGGAUCUUAUGUACUCACCACUGACAACAAUUCUGUUUUCUGCGUUGGCUGCAAGUCUUAUUUCUACUGUCAUCAUGAUGGUUGUAUGCCGUUUCCAGACGAAACGACUGUAUGGAGCUUACCUUAUCUGCUUAUACCUCACAUUUCUUAUCAUCGCUGUCUUGAAAGAAUCUAAUGUUUUCUGAGUUCCUGAAAAAUGUUACUGUUUCAUAAAACAUUUUAGAGGAGACGUGUAUUAGAGGAAGUUUGAGAGUUGAUCUCAAGGACAGAGACUUUACUGUGCCAUCGUACGGACUUUGAGGAUUUAUUCCUACGAAUUCGAGAGGCCAUAUUUUAAGGAACUUUAAAAAUAUGUAUCAACGAGUACAAUGUCACAUAAAAUGAGGAUAGUCAUAUUGAUACUCCACGUGAUUAUAUUGAUUUUAACCUUGAUGAGGAGAAAGCAUACUUCUAUUUUCCUAUAUAAUUCAUUUCAAUUGGCAAGAAACACGUGAGUGCAAUUAUGAUUUUUGAAGACGAAAGUAGACAAGCCUCUUUCCAUUUAAAGGAGAGAAUUUCUAUUCAAAACCAAAAAAGACAAAGAAAUUACGUAUAUUAUUUAUAUAAUUUGUAUUAACGUAUUUGUUUAGAAGGAAUUUGAGAAAUAAUAUCCUUUCUCUUCGCUACAGAUCUGUAUUUUAAACUGAAAAUAAAGUUUCUUUUUUGCUAA